Messenger RNA from Panonychus citri (citrus red mite), 1178 nucleotides. RefSeq lists its product as uncharacterized. The record is from RefSeq and is a predicted model, not a curated record. Bases 213 to 1142 code for a protein of 309 amino acids. The transcript is spliced from 3 exons. Lineage: Eukaryota; Metazoa; Arthropoda; Arachnida; Trombidiformes; Tetranychidae.
AUAAAUUUUCAUUACUUAGAUUAAAUUAUCUUAGUCAAUCUCCACCAUGGUAUUAUCAUAUAAUUCAGAUUUUCGUUAUUUUCGCACUAAUAUCUAUUAGCUAUAAAGGGUAUAUAUUCAUUUAUGGAAAUCUAAACCCAUUGACCGCUCUCUACUUAGGUGAUUAUGCUAUUCAGUUGGGUGAAUCUCAUGACCUGUCGAUAUUUACGAACAUGUUGUGGUUCGAAUGUGGCCUAAUAUGUUUCUGUUUACACCAAAGGUCAAACAAUUUACCUCAAAAACAGGAUUGGCUUCGUUCGUUAUCCAUUCAAGACGAAUUACUAACUAAUUAUUCAUCUUUUCCUGAUUCAUUAGACUCAAUAAAUAUCAAUGUUGGUACUGUUUCUCUAAUUGUGAAUCUAUUUUUUCUCAAUUUAAAAGUCAAUCUUUUCCUUGGCGGUGCUUUCAGUUGGUUCUUGUAUUCACCGUUACUCGUUGAUUGUGAUUCGAUUGUACUUUUUUUAGCUCUCAAUUUUGGUGGUUUUCAUGCCGCUGUUUCUGGUUAUAGUUGUACCGCUUUUUGUGUCAACUUUUCAUUUCUAUUUGCUUUCUAUUCAAUAACCAGUGGUUUGAGAUAUCAUAUGAUUUCCCAGAAAUUAUCAAAAUUAUCCCAAACAAUUACAAGCUACAAGACAAUCAAUAUAAUAGUCAAUCAAUUGUUAACUCUUUUGAUUGAAAAUCAUCGCGCUAACAUUUACUGGACUCAAAUUAAUUCAACGAUUUUCUUGUUUACAUUUAUUGCUCAGAUUCCAAUUUUAUAUCUAAUCUUUUUCAUCCAAUUGACCAGUUUCACUAAAUUUUCACUCAUCAUUCUUGGUGGACUUAAUUUCCUCUGUGGUCAAUCAAUUACCUUCCUAAGUGCUUAUUAUACCAGAAAUCGGUUGAAUCGAUGUCAGAAACAAUUAAAUCGUUUAUUAAUUGUUCGAAACGAUAUUGAUUUUAUAAGAAAGAUACAGUUAACCAAUGUAGCUGAAUAUUUGAUUGAUCGUCAAUUAUUUUUCAUUUAUGGAGGAUUUGAAUUCAAUCAAAUCAAUUACCUUACGGUCAUCCUUGAAAUUAUUUCCAACUUAUUGUUGUUAAUUGCAAAUGUAGGAAUACGUUGAUUGAUUAAAUAUGAAGAAUCAUUUUUGACUAUUGAU